GAAGAUCUUGCUGCAAUUGUUAAUGAAUGGAAAAAUAUGAAAGGAGAAGACAUUUAUAGUCUUAGAAUGGCCUUUCAGCAAGCUACCCAAAUGGAAAGAUCAAGAAUCGCAAGGUUAGAAUCUGUUGCUCGAGCUACUAAUGACAAUGAACCAAUUUGUAAUAUAGCGCCAAAUACAAAAAUCAUUUGUAAAUGA
This is a messenger RNA of Racocetra persica, 195 nucleotides long. The record is from the annotation of a GenBank genome assembly. NCBI's taxonomy places the organism in Eukaryota, Fungi, Glomeromycota, Glomeromycetes, Diversisporales, Gigasporaceae.